AGAAUGAACCAUAAAAGUAAGAAGCGGAUCAAAGAGGCGAAGCGGAGCGCCAGACCCGAGCUGAAGGACUCGGGCGACUGGACCAAACACAACUACUGCGAGAACUUCGAUCUGUCGCACCGGACAGUGAAGGACAACGUGGAGCGGGUGGACGCCCAGCGCCUCAGCCCCGAGGAGUUCAUUCAGCGCUUUGAGAAACCGUACAAGCCCGUGGUUCUGCUCAACUGCCAGGACUCGUGGCCGGCCCGGGAGAAGUGGACCUUGGAGCGCCUCAAGCGCAAAUACCGCAACCAGAAGUUCAAGUGCGGCGAGGACAACGAUGGCUACUCGGUCAAGAUGAAGAUGAAGUACUACGUGGAGUAUUUGGAGUCGACCCACGACGACAGCCCCCUCUACAUCUUCGAUAGCAGUUUUGGGGAACACGCCAAGCGCCGCAAGCUUUUGGAGGACUACCAGGUGCCCGUUUUCUUCAGGGACGACCUCUUUCAGUUCGCGGGGGAGAAGCGGCGUCCUCCGUACAGGUGGUUCGUGAUGGGUCCUUCCCGCUCCGGGACGGGCAUCCACAUCGAUCCCCUCGGGACGAGCGCGUGGAACGCCCUGGUGCAGGGCCACAAGCGCUGGUGCCUGUUCCCCACCCACACGCCCCGCGAGCUCAUCAAGGUGACGCGAGAGGACGGGGGGAACCAGCAGGACGAGGCCAUCACCUGGUUCAACGUCAUCUACCCCCGCACGCAGCAGCCCACCUGGCCGGCCGAGUUCAGGCCGCUGGAGAUCCUUCAGCACCCCGGGGAGACUGUGUUUGUGCCCGGUGGAUGGUGGCACGUCGUCCUUAAUCUGGACACGGCUAUUGCGGUGACCCAGAACUUUGCGAGCACCACUAACUUCCCCAUCGUGUGGCACAAGACCGUGCGAGGUCGCCCCAAACUCUCCAGGAAGUGGUACCGGAUCCUGAAACAGGAGAGGCCUGAUAUUGCUGCUCUGGCGGACAAAGUCGAUCUGCAGGAAUCAACGGGCAUCGCCUCGGACAGCUCUAGUGACUCGUCGUCCUCUUCCUCCUCCAGCUCCUCCGACUCGGAUUCAGAGGCUGACUCGGGCUCUGAGGGCGACGCCAUGACCCACCGCCGAAAGAAGAGGAGAACCUGCGGCGUGAUGGGCAACGGCGACAUCACGAGCCAGGACGACUGCGCGAGCAAAGAGCGCAGCUCGUCUCGGUGACGUCCCGCUCGACGACAGAGGGGCCGGAGCUACGACCGUCUCCUAGAGCGUGACGCGCUCUCUCUCUGUCUGUCGCCCUCAGGAGAGACUCCUGUCCACUAGAUAAGAGGCUGCCGCUGGCCGCGUGAUAACAAACUCAGCCCUAGUGCGCUUUCACAGAUAAACACGAACUAAAUAGCCAAAUAUGUGCUUGCUGGAGGAGCGCUGUGUGUGAAGGGAAACCCUUCGUGCGUUGCCUUUCCUGAUGUCAGGCUCUGGACGGGAAGCUUGACGUCUCCUCCUGUCCCGGUGCCAACCUCGUACGUCCGCGUGCGAUUCAGAACGGAUGCCGUUUUUUAAUAUUUCACAGGGGUCACGUGCUGGCCUGUGAGGGACGUGUCGUGACCCGUCUGGGGCAGCGCGGUCGACCUGACGUGCAAUGCUGCCUUUAGCUCUUUGUUUCUAGAAAACAGAUUAUUUUAUUACCGAUUCUACUUCAUUCUUGAGCUGCACUUAAACAUGGGUUUCUUGUUUUUAGCCCAUUGUACUUAUAACUGUUAAACAGCAGUGAUUUGUGGUCCCUUUUCUUCUACGUAAGAAGUUUUAUUUAAUGUCUCGAACUUUCAGUUAUCCUUUAUAGAGCACCGCACGACAUGGGGUACAUAUAAUAUAAUAUAUAAAUGAAGAGUUCAGAUGCAAAGUCGAUUAAUCAAUAAAUUCAGUAGUUUCACUUUUUGGGGGAAUUAGUAGGUUCUCAUUAAGGUUGCCAUUAAAUAUGGGAAUGGCAGAUGAAACUAAACUCUUCAUAUAAAUAUUAAGAGGUAAUUUUUUUUUUUUUUUCAAAAAUAAUGUUUUUUUUUGUGUGCGUUCCAAUUCAGUUUGAUUAGAAGUAACUAAAAGAAUAUAAAAAUUAAAUAUAAAAAAAAAAACACGAUUUUUGAAAAUGUAAAAAAACGUUACCUGUAGCACCAUCUAUUGUUUGCACGAAUCAACAGCUGACUCCCACGACCCCGUUGUCUCCCUCCUUUGCCUUUAAUUCGUUACCUCGUUUUAGUAAAUUGCGGUCGAUUGUACUAACUUGUUCCCGUCUUUUCGAUUUUAAACUAAACGGUUGUCGUCAGUUUGCUGAAAUCGGGGAACGAGCUCUAAAUUUGUGCAGAUGGUAAAUAUUUUGUCUGCGUGUGAAGCUCUGUGUUGCCUAAAUAACACUGCGGUGGAGCCAAAAGCAGCUACGCACCUUUCUUCAGUUGAAACUACUGUGAAUGCGCAGAAUGUCCGGAGCGCCUGAACUCUCUUUUCGUCUUUUUAGCAGUGAAUUCAACGGUUCAUUUAGCUCCGUGGGCUGGAUAAACGAGGUGUCUUUCGUAACCCUUCUGCGCAAGUGAAAACUAGGAGGCACUUUUUUUUAUUAUACAGCGCACAAAAGUCACGAAAAUUCACGUUUCCUCUUCAAAAUGCCUAUAAUGUCUUAAAACGUACGUUUUCAAUUCUUUUUUUUUUUUUUUUUUUUUUUAACAAGGAAAUAUCUCCCCGUCUUGACCUGAACGCUUCAGAGCUUCUGUCGAUCAAUGAUGGGUUGUGCUUUCUUCCUGUACGAGUCGAGGAGAAACGUGUUUAAAAAAAAAAAAAAGUGCCUAUUUUUUACCUGGUGUUGGUCUUUCAGGUCGCUCAUAUUUCACAUCUCGUAUCAUUUCUCGGAGCCGUGGUUUUGAAUUGCAAACGUUAGUGUUUUAAUGAAUGGCCUGUGCUCUUGGCUGCAGCCGCUCUCUCGCGUCGCUCCAGAUCUUCAGUGUUUCUUUGGAGAGAGGGUGGUCUGUUCUUUUUUCAGCUCCUCAUGUUCGUGUUCAGCGCUGGCUCUGUCAUGUGACACUUUGAUGUUGCUCGGAUCAAAACAAAAUUAAUAACGAUAAUGGUUUAAUAAAGGUUUCUAUGUAUUUA
Molecule: messenger RNA, 3132 nt
Organism: Puntigrus tetrazona (Sumatra barb)
Lineage: Eukaryota; Metazoa; Chordata; Actinopteri; Cypriniformes; Cyprinidae
Gene: jmjd6
Product: jumonji domain containing 6, arginine demethylase and lysine hydroxylase
Exons: 6
Coding region: 4-1215 (403 amino acids)
Biological process (GO): phagocytosis
Cellular component (GO): nucleus; cytoplasm
Molecular function (GO): histone H4R3 demethylase activity; P-TEFb complex binding
Source: RefSeq, a predicted model, not a curated record